This is a messenger RNA of Emiliania huxleyi CCMP1516, 276 nucleotides long. RefSeq lists its product as hypothetical. The record is from RefSeq and is a predicted model, not a curated record. NCBI's taxonomy places the organism in Eukaryota, Haptophyta, Isochrysidales, Noelaerhabdaceae. Bases 1 to 276 code for a protein of 91 amino acids. The transcript has 2 exons.
AUGUCCCGUGGCAGCACGCCGGGAAGUUCGCCGCGCGAAAGCGAGGCCCUCUCGCCGCGCGACAGCGACGACCUGGGAGGAGGGAUGUGGGAGCAUUCGCGCAGCGGCCGAGUGUUCUUUGGAGGCGACUCGAGCAGCGGCGCCGACCUCUCCUGCGAUGCGACGGAACGGCCACCGACCGAGGCCUCAGUCUUGGGCAGCUGGCUGCAUGUCGGCAAGCAUGGACACCGGGCCAGCGUCUCUGGCACACGGCACAACCUGUCCGCCUGUAUGUGA